Messenger RNA from Sceloporus undulatus (fence lizard), 1338 nucleotides. Its product is annotated as proto-oncogene Mas-like. Lineage: Eukaryota; Metazoa; Chordata; Lepidosauria; Squamata; Phrynosomatidae. The transcript has 4 exons. Gene Ontology annotation, molecular function: G protein-coupled receptor activity. The record is from RefSeq and is a predicted model, not a curated record. Gene Ontology annotation, cellular component: membrane. Gene Ontology annotation, biological process: G protein-coupled receptor signaling pathway. The coding region runs from base 1 to 1338 and encodes 445 amino acids.
AUGCUGAAUCUCCAGCUAGAGUAUCCCCAGCAGCUAGCUGUCCAGCUUCUUUUUGAAGAUGUCCAGAAAGAAGACUGCCACCAUCAAUCUAGGCAGAAUAUCUUGCCUGGUUCUUUAUGCUCUUCUGACAUUGUAGCUCCCAUCUUGACAAUUGGCACUUCCCCAACCAUUGAUGCUAAUUCCCUCAGGUAUUCCUCAGGGGGUAUAGUUGCUAAUCUGGGAAUCAGAAGUCCAGAAGAUUCCACUUUUGUCCAUGCUACUGAAGUCUUUCGUCCACUAGAUCUGAAGACUGCUAACUCUCAGGUGUCUAUUCCAAGGAUAGUAAGAGCUAUUUCUACAGACGAAGCAGCACAGCAGAAAUCAAGCAUGAUGGUGACAGCUGGAAAUGAGUACAGUGGAGAAAAACAUCACACUGGGACAGGGACCGAUCCAAAUUGUCCCUAUGUUCAAGGCGAUCAGAAGUUUUAUGACACAGAAAUGAUUCUCACGACCACCUUCACUCUUCUUCUCUCCCUUUUGGGAUUUGUGGGAAAUGGAACGGUCAUCUGGCUUCUUGGCUUCCGCAUUAAGAGGAAUCAUUUCACCACCUACAUAUUGAACCUCUCCAUCGCUGAUCUGGGUGUGGUCACAGCUCUACUCGCUAUUAAUAUGUACUGGCUUGUUGCUCGGCUGUCUUCUCUCCAGUAUGUUGAUCCAUUGAAGACAGUCUUUCGUACCUUCUUCCUAGUUACAUACAGCACAAGUCAAUUUCUAUUGACAGUCAUCAGCCUUGAUAGGUGUGCGUCUAUCUUCCUCCCACUUUGGUAUCGAUUCCACCAGCCAAGACACUUGUCCACCAUCGCAUGUGCUGUAAUCUGGAUCUUCACUUUCCCACUUUUUCCUGCUCACAUCAGUCUCUAUCUGUCUUUUAACUAUUGUGGCCUAUGGUUUUCCCAGUUUCUGCUGAAUGCUGUGGUUUCCACUCCAGCUAUAUCUAUAUCUACUGUUGCCAUGUUAAUUAAAGUUUGCUUAAUAUCUCCACAGCAUAAACGGGGGAAGCUUUUAACUGCCAUGUUGCUUGCUCUCAUUUUCUUCCUCCUCUUUGCUUUUCCAAUGAAUGUAAUUCAAUAUAUCUCCCGCUAUGUUGAUUUAAAACACCCCUACCUUUAUGAAUAUGGCUACAUAUGUGCAUCUUUCAACAGCACCAUUAAUCCAUUUAUCUAUUUUCUAGUAGGGAGAGAAAGAAGUGGUCAAUGGAGGCAGAGGAUACAGCUAAUAUUAGAGAAAGUUUUCAAGGAGGAAGAAGACAGUAGAGAAACUGGAACUUCAAAUUCAAAUACAGUGGAGAUGGUACCAUAA